Molecule: messenger RNA, 2011 nt
Organism: Syzygium oleosum
Lineage: Eukaryota; Viridiplantae; Streptophyta; Magnoliopsida; Myrtales; Myrtaceae
Product: probable LRR receptor-like serine/threonine-protein kinase At5g59680
Exons: 9
Coding region: 144-1679 (511 amino acids)
Molecular function (GO): protein binding
Source: RefSeq, a predicted model, not a curated record
CCCCAACCUGACUCCACAAUCCUGGCCAUGUCCAUCACCUUCCUCUCUCUCUCUCUCUCUCUCUCUUCCCUCCCAGAAAAUAGAACUUCCCAUUUUCCAUCAAUCUUUUUUCGUUUCCGGGAAACUACUUUCCCAAGAGAAAGAUGUGUCUCUCCAUCUUCCUCCUGUGGCUUGUUAGCAUCCCUCUCUUUGCUCAUUCAAGCCCUGCCCCCAGAGGCUUUCUGAUCAACUGUGGAGCAUCAGAAGAGUCGACCUCAGGCAGCCUCAAGUACAUCCUGGACGACGGCUUCAUCUCCGUGGGGAACAAAACCGUCAUAAAGACCCCCAAUGCGUUGCCUGAAUUGACCACGUUGAGAUACUUCCCCGACAAGUCGGCGCGGAAAUACUGUUACGUGCUCCCGGUCAUCAAAGGCGGGAAAUACCUCGCGAAGACGACGUACUUCUACGGAGGUUUCGAUGGAGGGAAGGAGCCCCCGGUGUUCGAUCAGCUCGUCGACGGGACCAAGUGGAGUACGGUCAAUACCACAGAGGACUAUGCCAAUGGACUCAGCUCCUACUAUGAGAUCUUUGUGGCCGCCAUGGGGAAGACAUUGAGCAUUUGCCUCGCGAGGAACGAGCAUACAGUUUCCGACCCGUUUAUUUCGGUCCUAGAAGUGGUGUAUCUUGAGGAUUCACUGUAUAACACCAACGACUUCAAGAAGCAUGCACUUAGCACGGUUGCUCGGCACACUUUUGGUGAUAGCGAGGACAUAAUUCGGUAUCCAGACGAUGAAUUCGAUCGUUUCUGGCAACCGUUCACGAACGAAAACCCUGUCGUCAUGAGCCAGUCCAAAGUGGACACUUCUGAUUUCUGGAAUGUCCCCCCAGCAAACGCAUUUGCCACGGCAAUCACGACAAGCAGAGGGAAGACCCUUAAAGUCCAGUGGCCACCAGUUCCUCUCCCCAGCAGCAUAUUCUAUAUUUCUCUCUACUUCCAAGAUAACAGAUCGCCGAGCCCCUACAGCUGGAGGGUCUUCGAUGUGUCCAUAAAUGGCAAGAAGUUCUAUUCUGAGCUCAAUGUCACGGCCCGUGGAGUGACAGUUUACGCAACACAAUGGCCUCUCUCAGGGCAGACUGAAAUCUCCUUGACUCCAGGGGAUGGGAUACCCGUUGGGCCGUUGAUUAACGCAGGUGAGGUCUUGCAGAUACUGCCCCUAGGAGGGAGAACUCUCACAAGAGACGUGAUGGCCAUGGAAGAACUAGCGAGAAGCUUGAACAACCCGCCUUCUGAUUGGAGCGGCGAUCCAUGCCUACCUCAACAGCACUCGUGGACUGGAGUUACAUGUUCUCAAGGAAAGCUAGCCCGAGUCAUCAGUCUGAACUUAACAAAUGCUGGAUUGUCUGGGUCAUUGCUGCCAAGCAUAUCCAAUUUAACGGCACUCAAGAAUCUCUGGUUAGGAGGGAAUGAAUUGUCGGGGACCAUCCCAGAGAUGGAGUCGUUGAAGGCACUUCAGACGUUGCAUUUGGAGAAUAACAAAUUUGAAGGAUCGAUUCCUGAAUCGCUAGGUCAACUACCAAAUCUUCGCGAGAUAUUACUGCAGAAUAAUAAGUUGAAUGGUAGCAUUCCCGAUGCCCUACAGGACAAAAAUGGCAUAAAUCUACAGGUUUCUCCUGGAAAUGAUUGGUCAGAAUCAAGAUGAUGAUAGCGUGAUUGCUGUAGCAUCUGGAUCAACUGAGUCAUUGCCAUGCUUACAAGCUUGAGAUAGAAAAUGGGAAGUCUUUGCAAUUUAACAUGACACUAAUUGAAUGACAGGAUUGUAUGCCAAUGCUGAUAAUGCCACUAAUAGAGUUCUCUGGGACAUAUCAGAGGACCGAUAGAGCCUUCUUGGUUCUCUUCAUACCGUGGCAAGAGAGAGGGGUCAACAGGACUGUAUGCUAAAGCUCAUAAUGCCAUUGAUACUCACGCAACUUAUUAAAGACGAUCGAUUAUAGUCUAACUAUCAAUUCUUUAUAGAGAGUCUUGACUGGCAAA